CGCUUUUAGAAGCCCAUUGAUCUGCAGCACAGUGUAGCUCAGACUGCUAUGUCGCUACUGUGUGUUGCAGCGACACGCAAGUCUCGAACCAUCAACCCUGUACCCCGACCCGACAGUUCUGUCCCUGCUAGAUGUAGUAUGUAUCGGCAGAUGUGCUGAACAGCAAUUGCCUUGUACGGAACGACACCUCAUUUCACUUCGGAUACUUGAAUGCUCGUCCUCCACUACCGAAUGCAUCUCAAUUUUCGAAGAUAGUGCAUUCGCAUUUAACCCGGGACACCGUUCAACUUGAUCACUGAAUACAUCCAUUAUCACACUGUCUACUAUGGCAGCACACAACGAAGAUAGCCUGUUGGCUAAUUGGAAGUGUAUGAUCGCUGUCAUCAUUGUAUCCAUGUCUCCCUUCCAGUACGGAAUCGACUAUGGCUUGAUAGGUGGUAUCCAAGCCAUGGUUGGCUUCUUGCAAGUCUAUGGUUACGAAGAUCCCAGCCUUCCCUUAGGCUGGAAUCUGAAUGCAACACGACAACAGCUAAUCUCCUCACUGAUGGUGCUGGGAGCGGUCAUUGCAUCUGGCUGUGCGGGACCCAUCGCUUGGCAACUUGGUCGGAAGACUUGCCUCUGGGCAGCUUGUGCUCUACUAUCGGUCGGAAAUAUCAUCAUGAUGGCAACUACGCACAUCGGAGCUCUUUAUGCCGGGCGUUUCAUCCUUGGCCUUGGAAACGGGCUUUUGAUGACCUUUUCCCAACUGUAUAUCCAGGAAGUCACGCCCGCGAGAUACCGAGGCCUGGCCCUUGCUUCCUUUCAAUUUUUCACCAGCAUCGGAACCCUCAUCGGCACCAUCGUCGACAAUUUCACAGCCAAAAGGGAAGGCAGAAGUGCCUACCUCAUACCCCUCGGCUUGAUUUACGUUGUCCCAGUCGUCAUCUGUGUCGGCCUGAUCUUCAUUCCCGAAUCACCUCGCUGGCUGCUUGAGCAUGAUCAACCCGACAAAGCUCGCAAAGCACUGGCAUGGCUUCGUCCUCAUCCAGAGCGCGUCGAGGAAGAACUAUCUGCCAUUCAAGCUGGUAUCGAUCAGGAGAAGUCUCUGAAGGCUAGUGUCAGCGUAUGGGACAUGUUCACAGAUCCUGUCGACCGCCGGCGAACAAUCCUCUCGGUGGCUGCUAUCAAUACACAGGCUGCGUCGGGUGCCAUGUUCAUCAUUGCAUAUGGUACCUACUUCUUCGAGAUGGCUGGCGUUGGCAACUCAUUCCAAAAUUCCUGUAUCUUGACCAGCGUCGGAGUCAUCGCCAUCAUCCUCAACACGUGCAUCAUCACACGCUUCGGUCGUCGUCGCCUUUUCCUCAUUACUGGACUGCUGCUUUGCGGUUUCAUGCAACUCAUCAUCGCUGUCGUGUACACUACCAAGCCUGGCAGUCCAGCGGCGUCCAAGGUCAUUGUAGCACUCAGCAUACUCUAUAUGUUCAGUUACAACGGACUUAUUGCCACGUAUGCCUGGCUCUCAGGCGGUGAGAUCCCAUCCCAACGACUACGGUCCUACACGUUCGGCCUCGCAGCUUCUAUCGGCUUCAUCGGUGCCUGGCUAGCCACAUUCACAGCCCCAUACUUCAUCAACCCCAGCGCUUUGAACUGGGGCCCUCGCUAUGGCUAUAUCUGGUUCCCUUCCUGCAUGGUAGCUGCUGUCUUCAUAUACUUCUUCCUGCCUGAAAUCAAGGACAGAACACUUGAGGAGAUUAGUGAAAUGUUCGAAGCCGGGCUGCCUGCAAGAAAGUUCAAGGGAUACAAGUGUGUCGGAGCUGCCGCUGUCGUGGCUGCGGAGAAGAAGGAAAAGGGGGAUGAAAUCGAAGUGUCUACCCAAGAGGUCGUAUGGAGAGACCCCAAAGCUGCGUCUGAAUCUGCUGCCGUUGUUGGAUAAAGGCGUUCACAGUGAAGUGACAAAGUCGACGUAGCUGCAGAGAAAUUGAAUCAGGUAUUGGAAUUCUCUCUCCUUCACUUC
Molecule: messenger RNA, 1993 nt
Organism: Aureobasidium pullulans EXF-150
Lineage: Eukaryota; Fungi; Ascomycota; Dothideomycetes; Dothideales; Saccotheciaceae
Product: MFS transporter
Exons: 6
Coding region: 326-1912 (528 amino acids)
Biological process (GO): carbohydrate transport; transmembrane transport
Cellular component (GO): membrane
Molecular function (GO): carbohydrate:proton symporter activity
Source: RefSeq, a predicted model, not a curated record